UUCAUUCAAAUAUAUCAUGUCUGUUUCCUUGGAACAAUCUUUGGCUCUUCACAUCAUCGACGCUUAUUUGGCUGAACACAAAUACAUUGAAUCUGACAAGGCCACCGCUGCUGAUGCUACUGUUGCUAAGGCUUUGGGUGCUGCUCCUGCUGCUGAAUUUGCUCAUGCUGCCAAGUGGUUUGCUGAAGUGAACAAGGAAGCUGCUGCUCCUGCUGCUGAAGCUGAUGAAGAUGAUAUUGAUCUCUUUGGUUCUGAUGAUGAAGAAGUUGAUGAAGAAGCUGAAAAGAUCAAGGCUGCUCGUGUCGCUGAAUACAACGCUCGUAAGGCCAACAAGCCCAAGCCUACUGCUAAGACCACCGUGACUCUCGAUGUCAAGCCUUGGGAUGAUGAAACCAACAUGGACGAAUUGACUCAAGGUGUCAAGGCUAUUGCUAUGGACGGUUUGUUGUGGGGUGGUCACCAAUUGGUUGCCAUUGGUUUCGGUAUCAAGAAGCUCCAAAUCAACUGUGUGGUUGAAGAUGACAAGGUCUCCAUGGAUGACUUGACUGAACAAAUUGAAGCCUUGGAAGAUUACGUUCAAUCCGUUGAUGUUGCUGCUAUGCAAAAGAUCUAAAAAUAUAUAUAAAUACGUGUAUAUCAAUAUGGUUUCAACUUACUUUAGUAUAGUUCAUUCCUUUCUCCUUUUUUUUUAUGUUUACAUAUUAUUAGCAUCAUUUGAAAUAAAGAAAUAUAUUUGAAUUCA
Halteromyces radiatus is the source of this 742-nucleotide messenger RNA. RefSeq lists its product as uncharacterized. The record is from RefSeq and is a predicted model, not a curated record. Gene Ontology annotation, cellular component: cytosol; eukaryotic translation elongation factor 1 complex. Gene Ontology annotation, molecular function: guanyl-nucleotide exchange factor activity; translation elongation factor activity. Gene Ontology annotation, biological process: translational elongation. Bases 17 to 613 code for a protein of 198 amino acids. The transcript has 3 exons. Lineage: Eukaryota; Fungi; Mucoromycota; Mucoromycetes; Mucorales; Cunninghamellaceae.